Peromyscus eremicus (cactus mouse) is the source of this 1837-nucleotide messenger RNA. It is a transcript of the gene Wdsub1, whose product is annotated as WD repeat, sterile alpha motif and U-box domain containing 1. The coding region runs from base 27 to 1457 and encodes 476 amino acids. The record is from RefSeq and is a predicted model, not a curated record. Gene Ontology annotation, biological process: protein ubiquitination. The transcript is spliced from 10 exons. NCBI's taxonomy places the organism in Eukaryota, Metazoa, Chordata, Mammalia, Rodentia, Cricetidae. Gene Ontology annotation, molecular function: ubiquitin-protein transferase activity; protein binding.
AGGCUGUCUCCCGUGGCGUGAGGAACAUGGUGAAGCUGAUUCGCACACUGGCAGAUCACGCUGAUGACGUCAGCUGCUGUGCCUUCUCCUCGUCCCUCUUGGCUACCUGCUCCCUGGACAAGACCAUCCGCCUGUACUCCCUGAGUGACUUCUCGGAACUGCCGCACUCCCCGUUGAGGUUUCACACCUACGCCGUCCACUGCUGCUGCUUCUCUCCCUCAGGACACAUUUUGGCAUCAUGUUCAACCGACGGUACCACAGUGCUUUGGAGUGCGCACAGCGGACAGUCCCUGACGGUGAUGGAGCAGCCGGGGGGCAGCCCCGUGCGGGUUUGCUGCUUCUCCCCGGACUCGGCUUACCUGGCCUCAGGGGCCGCUGAUGGAUCUGUUGUCUUGUGGAAUGCACAGUCAUACAAAUUAUAUAGGUGUGGUGGUGUCAAGGAUGGCUCCUUGGUGGCCUGUGCAUUCUCUCCUGAUGGAAGCCUCCUUGUCACUGGCUCCUCUGGUGGAGAUUUAACAGCGUGGGAUAAUCGAAUGAGGUGUCUGCACAAUGAGAAAGCACACGACCUGGGGAUUACCUGCUGUGACUUUUCCCCACGGCCCCUCACUGGUGGAGAACAAGGCCUUCAGUUUUACCGAUUGGCAUCAUGUGGUCAGGAUUGUGAAAUCAAACUCUGGGUUGUUUCUUUUACCCCUGUCUUAGGCUUUGAAUUAAAAUAUAAAAGUACACUACGUGGGCACUGUGCCCCUGUUCUGACUUGUGCUUUUUCCUACGAUGGACAGAUGCUUGUGUCAGGGUCAGUGGAUAAAUCUGUCAUCAUAUAUGAUAUCGGCACCCAGAGUGUGCUGUACACGUUGACGCAGCAUACCAGGUAUGUCACAACUUGUGCCUUUGCACCCAACACCCUGUUACUUGCUACUGGCUCCAUGGACAAGACUCUGAACGUUUGGGAGUUUGACCUGGAAACACCUUGCCAAGCAGGAAGCACGAGAGAUCAGCAGAAGCCACUGAUUGAGGACUGGUCAGAGGAGGAAGUCUCAACAUGGCUCCGUGCUCAAGGCUUGGAAGAGCUCGUCAGCAUUUUCCAGAUGAACAACAUUGACGGAAAAGAACUGUUGCAUCUCACAAAGGAAAGUCUGGCUGGCGAUUUGAAAAUUGAGUCUCUAGGGCUACGCAGCAAAGUGCUGAGGAGUAUCGAGGAGCUCAGGACCAGGAUGGACUCCCUUUCUUCUGGAAUCCCUGAUGAGUUUGUCUGUCCCAUAACUAGAGAGCUUAUGAAGGACCCCGUCAUAGCAUCAGAUGGCUAUUCCUAUGAGAGAGAAGCCAUGGAAAGCUGGAUCCACAAAAAGAAACGCACGAGCCCCAUGACGAACCUGGUUCUUCCUUCACUGGUACUGACACCAAACAGGACUCUGAAAAUGGCCAUUAAUCGUUGGCUGGAGACACAUCAGAAAUGAAUCGGUCAUAGGGUAUCGGAUACGUCUCCAGGGACGUCAUUCAGCGCUAACCAGGCAUUACAAAAGCACAUAGAAGGAAAAGACAUGUGAAAUUCAGUUACUUUUAAAAUGUAAAUCACCCUUAAAGCACAGGAUUAUAUGUCUAAUGUCAUUGCUGUUUCUAUACAAGUGAAAAUAUUUUGGCACUAAUGGGAAAAUGGGUAGAAAUAAAACUUUGCAAUGCCUAACUGUGUUAUUAGGUGUAGGCCACAUCCUGGAGGAGUCUAGAUUCUAUGGUUGUUUCCAUCUUGGAUAACAGCCAUUCCAUAGUUUUCAGAGAGUGUUAGAAUAGAAUUUUCACAAUAUAAUUGUAAAUUGUUUAAUAAAUUGGGAAAAAAUUA